Molecule: messenger RNA, 1349 nt
Organism: Anoplopoma fimbria (sablefish)
Lineage: Eukaryota; Metazoa; Chordata; Actinopteri; Perciformes; Anoplopomatidae
Gene: fancl
Product: FA complementation group L
Exons: 14
Coding region: 183-1298 (371 amino acids)
Biological process (GO): interstrand cross-link repair; protein monoubiquitination
Cellular component (GO): Fanconi anaemia nuclear complex; nucleus
Molecular function (GO): ubiquitin protein ligase activity
Source: RefSeq, a predicted model, not a curated record
UUCAGCCCUCGACUUUAUACUUUAUACGUGUCGUGGCUAAAAGAGAUUUAACAGAGAAACAUUUGAAGUACAUGAGUUCAAAUGUUUGUUUCAGCCCGUGGAGUCAUUUACACAUCUUAUAAGUCUUCGUAGCUAAGCUAGCUAGCUUAACGUUUGACCUAACGUCAUCAUUAGUUAGUGUAAUGGAGAGUGCCUUGGUAAAAGACAACCCACUGCUGUUACCUCUCAACAAGGAGAAAACGCUCUACGACGGAUUCAUCACAGUCCAGGAACGAGACUUCAGACUGAGAGUGCAGCUUCCACCAGAUCGCCAAUUGAAACGUGCCAGGCUGCACUGCUGUUGGCAGCUGAAGCACCUGUUGCAGGGGUAUGAACACAUAGUGAAGCAGAGGCUGCAGCAGGCGGCUGAUCUUGUCACUUUCAUUCUGGAGCUGAAGACUGUCUUGGAAGUGGGUCUGAAAAGCCAUCCCCAGUGUCGCUCCAUCCCACCUCCACAGUAUUACUCCCAGCUCAUCUCUGAGAUGGAGACCCUCGGGUGGGGCAGGCUGCUCUUCAUCGACACCGAGUUCCAAACGUUGAGACUGAAGGCGGAGGACUCCUCCGGAAGGCAGCACGUUCUCACUGUUAAACUCAAGUCUAAGCACCCUGCAGAGGCCCCUGAAUGCUCAGCUGACCUUCCGGUCCCUCUGGCCGUAACCUGGACGCCACAGAGUACUCUGGACCAGCUCCACAGCCAGUUCCUGCUGGUUCUGGAGUCCCUGACCGAGUUCUGGGACGUCCUGGACGAGAUUGACAGCAGCACCUGGAUUCUGGAGCCGGAGAAACCCAGCCGGUCCGACACCAUGAGGCGGAUCGCCAUAGGAACCAACGUAUCCAUCAAAGUGGAGGUGGAUCCCAAACACCCCAAGAUGCUGCCAGAGUGCUGCCUGCUGGGAGCCGAGCACGCGGUGACUCCGCUGAGGAACAAGCUGAACGCCAACAUGCACCUGUGGAACCCGGACUCCGGCGUCUUGCACAACCUCCGGGAUGUUUUGGAGAUCGAAUUCCCGUCACCUGCCACCCACGAAAAAUCUAGCUUCAGCGUUGAGUGUGGGAUCUGCUACUCCUAUCGCCUUGAAGCUGCCAUCCCAGAUCAGGUGUGCAAUGACCCCCGCUGUGGCCAGCCCUUCCACCAGGCCUGUCUGUAUGAGUGGCUGAGAGCGCUCCCCUCCAGCCGGCAGAGCUUCAACAUUUUCUUCGGAGAGUGUCCUUACUGCAGCAAGCCCAUUACGGUGAAGAUGGCCGCCCAGCAGUCCUGAGACGUUCCUUUGAAAAUAUUAUUUUCAACGGGAUUUAAAAGCACUUUGGGA